GUAGUCAUUUUUACAUCUUAGGUCUUUGUUCACAGGUUCACAGGCUUCAGGGCACUGGUUGUGAGGAGGAGGAGUCCUGGGAGGCAGCGAGCCUGCUCUGCGGGGUGUGUCUGAGGCUCCUUGAGCCCAACAGCCCGAGAUUGGGUUCCCCGUGCCUCCCGGACUCCUCUCUGCUCACUGCGUCCCCGCAGCCUGACCCCAUUUCACCCUCCAGCUUUGGGGACCCGGCCUCUCAGGUCCUGCCGCCCAGGUCCCAGCGCUCAGAAUGGAUAUGAACUUUGAGGACGUGGCCAUUGUCUUCUCUCAGGAGGAAUGGGGGCUCCUUGAUGAGCCUCAGAGACUUCUCUACUGCGAUGUGAUGCUGGAUGUUUUUGCACUUGUAUCAUCUGUAGGUUGUUGGCAUAAAAUGGAUGAUGAGGAGGCCAGUUGUGAGCAGAGUGAAUAUGUACCAGGAAAGUCACAAGUCAGGGCUUUUAAGACAGCUCCAGCAACCCAGAAGACCCAUCUUUGUAAGUGCUGUUUCUCAGUGUUAAAAGAUAUUUUGAACCUGACUGAGUUACAAGCAGCAUACUUUGAGCAGAAAGCCUUCUUCACUGACACAUGUGCAAGAGACUUCAGUUUCAGUGCAAACCCUCACCAGCAACAGAGAGAUGCCAGUGGAGAGAAGCCCUGGAAAGAAGAUAUGGACAGGGCCUCAUUUGUGUCCCAGUGCAGCUUUUACUUAACAUGGCUGCCUUCAACCAUUAGGGAGGUUGGGGAAGACUUGCCAGCCUUCUCAGACAUUCUCCAGCACCAGGCCACUUUUACCACUGGGGAGCUACACAGUGGUAGUGAGAUUCCACAGGAAUUUCUCAGUGGAAGAAGUCAUGACGAGUGGGGAGAAUGUAAAAAAGCUGCCAGCCACAAUCAGAAAGUUGUUCAACAUCAGGGUGUCUGCUCCAGAGAAGUGAAUUGUGAGUGUAACAACUGUGGGAAAGCUUUUAGAGAAAUCUUUAACCUCAUUCGUCAUAGGAGAGUUCACAGUGCAGAAAAGCCAUAUGAGUGUAGUGAUCGUGGGAAGUUCAUCCUAAAGUCCAAACUCAUUCAACGACACAAAGGCCACACUGGAGAAAGGCUAUACGAGUGUCAUGAUUGCAGGAAGUCCUUCAAUCAAAGCAGUACCAUUGCUCAACACCAGAGAAUUCACACUAGAGAAAAACCUUAUGAGUGUAGUGAAUGUGGGAAAUCUUUUACCCGCAAUAAUAACCUCCUUAUCCACAAGAGAGUUCACACUGGUGCAAAACCUUAUGAGUGUAGUGAAUGUGGGAAAUCUUUUACCCGCAAUAAUAACCUCCUUAUCCACAAGAGAGUUCACACUGGUGUAAAGCCAUAUAAGUGUAGUGACUGUGGGAAGUCAUUUACACACAGUUAUACCCUCAUUCAACACCACAGAGUUCACAAUGGAGGAAAUCUGUAUGAGUGUAGCGAUUGUGGGAAGUCCUUCAAAAAAAGGUCUAACUUCAAUGAACACAGCAGAGUCCACACUGGAGAAAAGCCCUAUGAGUGUUCUGAUUGUGGGAAGACCUUCAGUAAAAGCAGUAACCUCACUCGACACAAGAGAGUUCACAGUGGUAAACCUUAUGAGUGUAGUGAAUGUGGGAAAUGUUUUACCUGCAGUAAUCACCUUCUUAUCCACAAGACAGUUCACACUGGAGAAAAGCCAUAUGAGUGUCGUAAAUGUCGGAAGUCCUUUAGGCAUAGCAGUACCCUCACUCAACAUCAGAGAGUUCAUAGUGGAGGAAAGCCCUAUGAGUGUUCUGAUUGUGGGAAGUCCUUCAGUAAAAGCAGUAACCUCACUCGACACCAGAGUAUUCACAGUGGUGCAAAACCUUAUGAGUGUAGUGAAUGUGGGAAAUCUUUUACCCGCAAUAAUAGCCUCCUUAUCCACAAGAGAGUUCACACUGGUGUAAAGCCAUAUAAGUGUAGUGACUGUGGGAAGUCAUUUACACACAGUGAUAUCCUCAUUCAACACCACAAAGUUCAUAAUGGAGAAAAUCCGUACGAGUGUAGCAAUUGUGGGAUGGCCUUCCAAAGAAGGUCUAACCUCAAUGAACACAACAGAGUCCACACUGGAGAAAAGCCCUAUGAGUGUUCUGAUUGUGGGAAGUCCUUCAGUAAAAGCAGUAACCUCACUCGACACAAGGGAGUUCACAGUGGUGAAAAACCUUAUGAGUGUAGUGAAUGUGGGAAAUGUUUUAGUCAGAAAUAUAGCCUGGUUAGACACGUAAGCCUUCACACUGCAGAAAAAGCCUCCAAUAUGCAGGGAAUGACAUAUUUUCUCUCUCAGUUUUACAACACUGAAGGAGAUUCCUACAGACCCAUUUAGCUGAUAUUAGACCCCUUUUUAUCAGAACAUACACUAUACUAGAUUCCUCCUAAGUUUCAGCUAUAAGUGAGCCUUUAAAGUGUUGCAUUGCACUUGCUAUCCUACCCAGGCCUACUACCUAAUUGAUGUCACUGUGAGUAUAUGUGGCUGAAAGUAAUUCACUUUUACCACCUGGUUCACCUGAACAGUGUGUGCCUCUGGGGGGAAGUCAUUUAUUUAGUUCUCUACCCUCAUUCAACAUCAGAACAUUCAUGCUGGAGAAAAGCUAUGUGUGUGUACUGAUUGUGGGAACUCCUGUGUGCUCAGAAAAAUGAAUUCUGUAUUCUUACUUCUGUUUGAGGUCAUGAUGAGAAUUCCGAGGUUUUAGGAUCAUCACUCCUUUGUCUCUAAGGAAUGGACCUAACCAUUGUUUCCCCCAGAACACCAUCCUAAGAUGCACUAUGCCAGUGGUUCUCAACCUUCCUAAUGCUGCAACCCUUUAAUAUAGUUCCUCA
Myotis davidii is the source of this 2859-nucleotide messenger RNA. RefSeq names its product zinc finger protein 883. The record is from RefSeq and is a predicted model, not a curated record. Gene Ontology annotation, biological process: regulation of transcription by RNA polymerase II. Lineage: Eukaryota; Metazoa; Chordata; Mammalia; Chiroptera; Vespertilionidae. Bases 266 to 2365 code for a protein of 699 amino acids. Gene Ontology annotation, cellular component: nucleus. Gene Ontology annotation, molecular function: RNA polymerase II transcription regulatory region sequence-specific DNA binding; DNA-binding transcription factor activity, RNA polymerase II-specific. The transcript is spliced from 3 exons.